AUGCGCUCCGCCCCAGGAGACAUCAAGGCGGCGCUCGACGCAUACCGCGGACACGUGGCGGCCCGCAACCGCCGGGUCCUCGAGGUCUACGACAUUGGGCGGCUCCGCAUGGAAAGCCUGCUCACACUCCUCUCCGCCGACGAGGAGACGUUCAGGGAGCUGGGGAUAUCGGCGCCGGAAGACGUGCUGGCGCGAUAUGACGCCGUUGCGCCGGAGCUCGGUCUCGAGGGCGUGACUGUGCCCCGCGGCGUACGCGCGGGUCGCGAGUUGGAGAGGGCGAAGCAGUGGCACGAGUAUUUCUGGAUCAUUCUCUCCGAGCUGAAAGAGACUUGUCUGGAGGAGGUGAGGGAGAGCAUCACGAUCCCGGAGGAGCUUCUGGUGCUGGCGGAGCACGUUGACGCCGUGGACGGCGCGGGGCUGCCAAAGUACCGGGGCAUGCACCAGAUCGCGUUCUGGUGGGGGUUAAACGAUAGGCUCUGGGGGAAUAGGGACUACGAUAGGAAGACGGCGGCGCGGGUCAAGUCGCCGUGGGAGUUGAAGUCGAUCGCUGGCCUCGGUCACGGGUGGGAGGUUGCCGGGGGGUGGAGUGCCGGGGAGGGGGCAGAGGGCAUGUUUUGCGUUGUGUACUGCCGACGGAGGAGGCAUGACGGACAGGAGGAGGGCUGGGCGUGGAGGUACACGUUCGUGUCCCAUCACAACUUCUCGUCGUGGGUGUUUGAUACGAUUCCCCAGUUGCUGCUAUGGUAUCGCGAGUUCAACGAAGAGCGGUUGCCUGUUGAAGAAGAGCUGAAUGCGGAUGAUAUCCUCGCCGGAUUGUUCUAA
Colletotrichum truncatum is the source of this 822-nucleotide messenger RNA. RefSeq lists its product as uncharacterized. The record is from RefSeq and is a predicted model, not a curated record. NCBI's taxonomy places the organism in Eukaryota, Fungi, Ascomycota, Sordariomycetes, Glomerellales, Glomerellaceae.